Molecule: messenger RNA, 2106 nt
Organism: Sugiyamaella lignohabitans
Lineage: Eukaryota; Fungi; Ascomycota; Dipodascomycetes; Dipodascales; Trichomonascaceae
Gene: BEM1
Product: phosphatidylinositol-3-phosphate-binding protein BEM1
Exons: 1
Coding region: 1-2106 (701 amino acids)
Biological process (GO): conjugation with cellular fusion
Cellular component (GO): mating projection tip
Molecular function (GO): protein binding; phosphatidylinositol binding
Source: RefSeq, a predicted model, not a curated record
AUGGUUCCUGUGACGUACUUUGAGGUCGUCUCGCGUCAGGAGAGUAUUCAUACGAUCCCUAUUGGCGGUGAUAUGAGCGGUGCCAGUGGUGCCGCUAGUACUUUGACCGCUACUACUAAUACUAGCGCCACUCAGGUCUCGUCUCCAGAAUCGGCUGCUUCAAAACAGCGCAUUUCUCGUCAGAGUAAUAACUCGUCGUCGGUUUCGUCUAAUCGAUCUCCUUUGUAUGGCAUUGUUUUGUACGAUUUCAAGGCUGAACGACCCGACGAGUUACAGGCCAAUAGUGGAGAAUCUAUUAUCGUCAUUGCUCAGUCGAAUCAAGAAUGGUUUGUAGCUAAGCCCAUUGGUCGACUGGGUGGACCGGGCCUUAUUCCUAUUUCUUAUGUCCAGAUUCGUGAAGUGGGUUCUGAUAAACCGGUUGAAGAUGUCCAAGCAGCCAUUCGUGCUGCUGGAGUACCUAAAGUCGAGGAAUGGAAGAGAAUGGCGGCUGAAUAUAAAGCCAGUAGUAUUCCACUAGGAAAAUUCGACGAUGAUAAUGCUGCCAGUGCAGCAGUUUCUCGUCAAUUGAAAGCAAUGAGUUUACAACGAGAACGUCAUAGAUCUACUAAUACUACUGGCUCAUCCACUGAUGAGUACGGUGGAAAUGCCAUGGUUGCUAGUAAUAAUAACGGCAAUGGCGGUGUUUCUGGUACUGGACCAGGCAGUAUUAGUGGAUUAUCUGGAUCGGGUGCUAAUGGUAUUAAUAGCGGAGUAUCAACUCCUAUUAAUGGAGUACCAGCAAGAAAUAGCUCGACUCCUUAUCAUGUUGUAAACGCAUCGGUCGAUAGAUAUGCGUUUGACGGAGGCAGGUACUGGUACCUUGUAGUUGCCGAAUUGAGCAAUGGUAAGUUUCGCAAUCUAUGCAGAUACUACCAGGAUUUCUACGAUUUCCAGAUCAAACUGCUUGAUGAGUUUCCUGACGAGGCUGGUCGAACUGGUAAGCAACGAACUCUGCCGUUUAUGCCUGGUCCUUUGACCUAUGUCAAUGACUCGAUUUCCAGUCAACGACGGGCAAAUCUCGACGACUAUGUUCGCAAUCUCGUCAUGAUGCCGGGUUAUGUCUCGCGAAGUCCAAUAGUUCAACAACUAUUUGCUCUUCGUACUGGCGAUGUCGAGACUCCUUAUAAAACCAAUAUCAUGCCUCAACCUCCUUCGAGAGAAUCAGGUCAUGAUACUGUCUAUGACUCUAGUCAGUACGAUGCAAACGGUGUCAAUGGCGGUUCAUCAGCAGGACCUGCUUCUGCUGCUGCUGGAGCUGGCGCUGGUAGUGCUGGUCUGAGAAACUCGAGUCUGCGAAAUUCAGAGCUGUCGAACUCGACUCACGGCCAUGAACGAUCCAUUGUCAACUCAUAUGCCGGCUCUGUCUCGUCACAAGACCAGUAUUCACAAGACACUGAUUCACAACUUCCACAUCUACAAUCUCAACACUCUCAACAACACCUACAACACCAACAACAAUACUCACAAUCCUCACAACAACAACCACAGCUCCAGCAUCAAGACCAUUCUCAGCUGCAACAACAGUACCAACAAAGCUCCAUGUCCCAUAACCCAUCACAAUCUCAGUCCUCGCAGUCGUCUAUGUCGGCGCCAUUAUCUCCUCUUGAACCUGUAGGACCUCGAUCACACUCACGAAUGGCUUCCGAAUCAACUGUAACUGGUACUCACAGAUCCCACCAACGUCAGCAAUCAUCUGCUGCUGGAGCUGGGUUUAUCAAUAGCAAUUCAGCUGGAGGUGACGAUACAAUUGUGCUUGAACGAGACGAGCAUCCCGAUGAAAACGAUUCAUCUUUCGGACCCUCGUCAUCGUCUGUAGUGACCGAAACACCUGCCGAGGUCACAUCCAUCAAAGUCAAGGUGUUCUACCAGGACGACCUUAUCGCCAUUAAACUGCCAUCGAACAUCACCUUCGCAUCCCUCCACGAGCGCAUCAGCCAGCGUCUCGGACUCGACAACCCCACCCUCAUGUACAAAGACGCCGAUGACGAGCUCAACGAAAUCGCCGACGACGACGAGUUCCACACUGCCUUAGGAAACAAAACCAAACUCGUCCUCUACGCGCGAUAA